Molecule: messenger RNA, 1563 nt
Organism: Apis florea (little honeybee)
Lineage: Eukaryota; Metazoa; Arthropoda; Insecta; Hymenoptera; Apidae
Product: odorant receptor 4
Biological process (GO): detection of chemical stimulus involved in sensory perception of smell; sensory perception of smell
Cellular component (GO): plasma membrane
Molecular function (GO): olfactory receptor activity; odorant binding
Source: RefSeq, a predicted model, not a curated record
UGAUGAAUUCCAACGAUAUAACUACAUAUUAUAAAUGAUUAUAGCACGAGAAACUGUCCCUUUCAAAUAUCAUUUAAUUAAAUAUGAGUACAAGGAAGUACUUAAUAUGAUUAUAGGCUAUCAUAAAAUCGUCCUAUAAUCUUGAGAAUCUUCUAAUUAAAUGUUACAAUUCUAUGAUGUAAAUAUUAGAAUCCCUUUAGCAAAAGAGAAAUUGAUAGAAACAUAGAUAACAUUCUCAGUUUAAACAUAAAUUUCGAAGUUGUACGAUUUUGGUGAUGUUUAGGAAAAUGAUUAAUUAUUUGAAAAAAGAAACUAAAUUAAAAAAAAUUAAUCCUAAUAAACAUUUACAAAACAGUUUAUCUAUUAUUUAUUACGUUGGUUUAUGGCCUGAUCGUGUCAAAUAUAAAUAUUUGUAUAAUUUAUAUGCAAUUUGUAGUUUAAUAUUUUUAGUAGGAAUUAUCAUUGUUAGCGAAAUCAUAUAUAUUAUUAUAAAUUGGGGAAAGAUAGAAUUAAUGAUGAUUGGUUUAACUAUUCUUAUGACAAAUUCUACGUACGCUGCAAAAGUGAUUUAUAUUAUUUGUCAAUAUAAACGUAUCAAAAAUCUUGUAGAUAUAACAAACAGUGAAAUAUUUAAUCGAGAUAACGAUAAAUAUAAACAUAUUAUAUCAUAUUAUAAUUGGCAAGGAAUUUUUCAUUAUAUAGCUUAUCAAGGCUUUGCGAGCAUAUCUAUAUUUUUCUAUAGUUGUAUACCAUUACAAAGUGUAUUCAGUGAAAAAUCUAAACAAUUACCAUUAGCAGGAUGGUAUCCUUAUAAUGUAACAUCUACACCAAUUUUUGAAAUUACUUGGUUGCAUCAAGUUCUAGUUAUCCUCAUAAAUUGCAUUAACAAUAUAGCAAUAGAUACUCUUAUAACAGGUUUUAUAAUAAUUACGUGUUGUCAAUUAACGAUUUUAAGUUAUAAUAUAUCUUCAAUACAUUAUACAGUAGAAUCAAUAGAAUCUUCAAUUUUAAUAAAAAAAUGUAUUGCUAGAAAUAAUAAUGUCAAUAUUGAAAAAUCUCUUUCAAAAAUUUAUAAUAAAUUUUAUGAAAGUUUGAAAUACUGUGUUGAACACAGUAUUAUAAUAUUUGAUUUUACAAAACAGAUCCAAGAUAUAUUUGGUAUUAUAAUAUUUUUUCAACUUUUUGUAAAUUGCAUUAUUGUUUGUUUAGCAGCAUUCAAUGUAUCACAGAUCAAAAAUUAUAUUACACCUGAAUUUUUUGGCUCAUUACUCUAUAUGUGUUGUAUGAUAUAUCAAAUUUUCAUUUAUUGCUGGCAUGGAAAUGAACUGUAUCUUCAUAGCAUGAAAAUAUGUUUAUCUGCUUAUAAAAAUAAUUGGUGGAAUAAUAAUAAAAAUUUUAAUUAUGCUUUACUCAUUAUAAUGAUAAGAACUCAAAUACCUCUUAUUAUAAUUGUUGGAAAGGUGGAAUGGAAUUAUCUUUACAAAAUUUUCUCUUAAUUCUACGUACAUCAUAUUCUAUUUUUACUCUUUUAAAAACUUUUACUUAAAUAUUAUUAAUUGUAAA